Molecule: messenger RNA, 684 nt
Organism: Hepatospora eriocheir
Lineage: Eukaryota; Fungi; Microsporidia; Hepatosporidae
Source: the annotation of a GenBank genome assembly
AUGAAUGAAAAGAGUAAAAAUGACAAUAAAAGUAAAAUUUACUUUCCUGGUGAUGAGAUAUGCGAAAAUACUGGUUACAUAAGAGGUCAUGGAACCAAUUUGAGAAAAGGAAAAAUCGUAUCAUGUUACUAUGGUACGUUAAAUCAAAUAAACAAACUAAUUACUGUUAAACCCAAUCAUUUUGUUAGACAUAAAUGUGAGAUUGGUGAUAUUAUAAUUGGAAGAGUAAAAGAAAUAUACAAUAGAAAGUGGAAGAUUGAAGGAAAUUGUAGCAAUGACACAACUAUAGCAUUAGGGGCAGUUAAUUUACCAGGUGUUACUCAGAGAAGAAGAAUAGAAGCAGAUGAAAUGGAAAUGAGAAAUAUUUUUACUAUCAAUGAUUUGGUGGUCAGUGAAGUACAAAAAGUAGCAAAGAAUGGCAACACAUCUUUACACACAAGAAGUGAUAAAUAUGGGAAACUAACAAAUGGUUUAUUAAUUACCAUACCAAUAGAAAAGUUUAAAUCAUCAGAAAUAAAAUUUGUUAAUACAGAAAAAAUUUCUACUAUAAUCGGUAAUAAUGGUUUUAUUUGGAUUUCAGGUGAUAUAGAUACAAUUAUUGAGGUUAGAAAUAUAAUUACAAACAAAUUAAACAAGAUUAAUGAGUUAAUAAAUGUGUAUGAAAUUAUUCAAUCAAUUAAAUAA